AUGGCCCGCAGCCAUAUUGGUUCAGGAACGACUGUUCCCUGCCGCCGCUGGAUCCACACCAUGGGCCUGCUGAAGGUCGGCACUCCCCUGCAUUGGGAUGAUAUGUUGGAACACUGCAGCUACAUUCGUCGCCACGGUGUCCUCCAGUUCCUUGCGACCUAUCGUCGAAUGCAGCAUCUUGAGAACGACCCCUUCUUCUACGGUGACGAGUUGGAAUAUUCCCUUUUGAAACUUGAUUCAAGCAACAAGAGCGUUCGGUUGAGUUUGAGGGGCCCAGAGGUGAUGGAAAGGCUGCGGAAACAAGAACAGGAGAACGCUGCAGAAGGCCUGGGUUGCGCCUGGCACCAGGAGUACGGCAGUUGGAUGUUGGAGGGUACGCCAAAGCUUCCAUACGAUGGAUAUGCAUCAAGCCUUUGCCAAGUGGAACAGAACAUGCGACUGCGAAGGGGACGACUUCUUUCUGCCUUGGCUCCGGAUGAGGCGGCUCCAACUUUAGUCGCUUUUCCUCUGAUGGGCGUUGGGACCUUCACAUCACCUGGAGCCGCCGUGGGUGGUGAAGCCUCACAGUCACAGCUGGUGCCCGAUGCCUGCAUCAACCCGCACCCACGCUUCGGCACGCUGACGGCCAACAUCCGUCGGCGCCGUGGGGCUCCAGUGGCGAUUCAGGUGCCCCUCUUUCGAGACCAGAGGACACCUGCCAGUGAGAAGACCAUUGACAUGGAUUGCAUGGCUUUUGGCAUGGGCUGCUGCUGUUUGCAGCCUUGGCUCCAUCGGGGCGACGCCAAACGGCGUCCAGACCGCCGCGGGGCCGUCGCAAUGUUUCCCAUGUUCACAGUGCCGCUGGAGAUUUUGCUGCAUAUGACUCGGAUACAGGCGCAUGAAGAGUUAACGGAGGCUGGUGUACUUUGUGAAUUUUUGGCAACGAUGGGAAAAGCCAUGUUUGUGUCUCACCAAUGGGUCAGCAGUCACCAUCCAGAUCCUGACUCCGUCCAGCUCUCUGUGCUACAGAAAGCCUUGCAGAAUCUGCUAACGGGUCGAAGUCAGGUCUCCCUACCCACAGUUGUAGAGCUGGCGCAAGGGCGCUUGAAAUGCCCUACGGCAUCGGAGUUCAAAGCGCAGCCGCUCUAUAUUUGGUAUGACUACUUCUGCUGUCCGCAGGGUCAUUCCGUGGAAGCAACGGCCAAGCGGCAUUUGGCCAUCAGCUGCAUCGCCUCCUACGUGGCGAGAUGUGCGUUCUUUAUCAUUUUAUGCCCCUCCAUCUGCUCGCAUGGCCGCAACUUGAACUUUUCCAGCUGGGCGGCCCGCGGGUGGUGCCGCUUAGAGCAGCUUAGCAGGCAGCUCGCGCAGGAGGAGGGGUGCAUCAUCACCGUGAAAACGGCCAGCCAUCCGACAUUGAUGAUGACCACUGGUACGGCCGUGUGUACUCAGCCGGGCACUGGCGAAUAUAGCUUUGAGGAGGAUCGCAGAAAAGUCGGACAGGCGGUGCUUCAAAUGGUGUGGAAGAAAUUGCAUUUUCUUCUUGAAGCUGGAGAUCUUCAAGGAUCCCCUGGGGCCCUGGGGAAUUUCGGAGAGUUUGACCUGGCAGCCGCGCAGCCGAGCCGCUCGGGCCGAGGACUCCUCUUGAAUCUCCAGCGUUUCUACCUGGCCGGCUUUGACCUGAAGCCCAUGGAAAGUUUAGUGCCAGACUUCAACUCCCCAAUCGAUCCUGCCAGGGAUGCUGAAGGUUUUCUUGUGGCGCGUUUUCUGCACGAGAAUGGCUUCCGCCGAAUCUCUGAACGUGAUGCAGCAGGCUGGUCGCCAUUGUGCUAUGCGGUGUUGAAGGGCCAGGUGGACAUUGUGAAAAGCCUUUUGAAGUGCCGGGCAAACUGCCAAGAUCGCACCACCAAAUUCAAGAAGGAUUUGAAUUUGAGCAAGAAUCUUCCAGUGCUUUCUCUGGCGGCGCAUUACCACAGCAAUGAGGUGCUGCAACUCCUCCUCUCCAGUGGUGCCAAAGUCAACGCGCGCUGCGGUCACAGCUGCACUGCCCUCAGCUGGGCCGCGAUCUCGGACAACGCGGAGGCGGUCCAGCUGCUCCUUGAGGCCAAGGUGAAUCCCUUGCUGAAGGCCUUCCCCGACGUCAGCCCCUUCCGCACCGCCUGCGCGGUGGGCAGUGUGAAGGUCAUGCGGGCCAUGCUGGCGACCGAUCGCAUGGAGGUGAGCCUGCGCUUUUGCUUGCACAUGGCCUUGGCCUUCAGCGGAGAGAGCGACACCAUCAGUUUCUUGAUCGAUGCAUCGUGCGAUGUCAAUGAGCGGCUGAAGAUCCCUAUGAGUCGAAUGGCAUGGUGGGGCCUCAUGAAGUCAUUGCACGCAGUUCACCACUUGAGUCCCUCCAAAUUGACCGACUUGGCGUAUCAUCAUUAUGGUGCCACCCCCUUGAUCUUCAGCAUCUUGACCGGGAAGUUUGAAGUCAUUCCACUCCUGGUUUCCGCAGGGGCACGCAUGGACAUUCCAAACGAUCGAGGGAAGACGGCGGAAGAUUUCUUGCGAAAGAUGGAUGUCCCAGUCUCAUGGAGACCGGUCUCUCAAGGAGACCCCAACGAUGACGACGACAUCUCAGACUCACGUGAAACCAUCCUCUCAAUUUAA
Molecule: messenger RNA, 2625 nt
Organism: Cladocopium goreaui
Lineage: Eukaryota; Dinophyceae; Suessiales; Symbiodiniaceae
Source: the annotation of a GenBank genome assembly